This is a messenger RNA of Sphenostylis stenocarpa, 684 nucleotides long. NCBI's taxonomy places the organism in Eukaryota, Viridiplantae, Streptophyta, Magnoliopsida, Fabales, Fabaceae. The record is from the annotation of a GenBank genome assembly.
AUGGAAAUAAAGCCCAGGAGUUACUUAGAACCAUGCGAUGAAAUAUGUGGAGUGCAACUUAUUUAUUGCUAUGUGCUCCUUCUUCUUCGUCCCCUCUCUACGUUGAACACACGCUCCAUCAUCAAGAGCAAGGAAAGCAUGAGCUGCAACGGUUGCCGAAUUCUCCGGAAAAGAUGCAGCGAGAGGUGCACCCUCAGAUCUUCUCUCCACUGGAUCCAUUCUCCCCAGGCCCAAGCCCAUGCAACUCUCUUUCUCGCUAAGUUCUUCGGCCGUAGCCACCUCGUCUAUUCCAUCUCCUCCGUUCCCCAACACAACAGACCCGCGCUGUUUCAGUCUCUACUCUUCGAGGCAUGCGGCCGGACCAUUAAUCCCGUCAACGGCGCCGUCGGACUUCUGUUGACAGGUAACUGGCACGUGUGCGAGGCCGCCGUCGAGACUGUUCUAGCCGGAGGCGUUCUCCGGCCGUUGCCCGAGCUUGUGGCGCCGACGACCUUGGAAGAAUCUUCUGAGAGCAUGUUGUUGUCUGAGUUGCAGCCGAUGGCGUCGAUUGAAGAGUGUUUGAAGAGGAGGAGCGAUGCGACAGCAGUGGCGGAUUCCUCGUUGGUUUGGAGAGUAUCGGAGAUGGCGAGCUACGAUGCUUGCAGCGGCAAAAAUGAGAAAAAGCUUCUGAAUCUGUUCGUGUAA